Molecule: messenger RNA, 1875 nt
Organism: Lycium ferocissimum
Lineage: Eukaryota; Viridiplantae; Streptophyta; Magnoliopsida; Solanales; Solanaceae
Exons: 3
Coding region: 447-1661 (404 amino acids)
Biological process (GO): defense response
Source: RefSeq, a predicted model, not a curated record
CUUUAGACCGUCAUCUAAAAAGUCCAUAAGUUACUAGAUAAAUAAAAAGAGGAUUUAUUAAACAAUUGUCCCAAAAUGCACAAUAGGUGAAUCUUUUUGGAGCUAGUGGUUCCCUCUUUAAUGGGCGCAACGCAGUGUGAAUUCGAAUUAAUCGGGUCGGAUCUCCAAAACAGAUAUCGAACGCCGGAUGAAAAACAAAAUAAUAAUAAAAAAAAAAAGAUAUGGCUAAUAGACAAACGUUGACCACGAACACUAGAAUGGUCCAAAACACACAAAAACCCCUAAAGAAUCGCCACAAAAUUUGCAUCCAUGCAUGCAAAAAACUCAAACAAAACUAACAUACACAUAUUAUUUCCGAGUUUCUCCUCCUCCUUUUUGAUGCCAUUGCCAAUCUCCACCACCAUCUCCUCCUCGUCGCCGCCACUGACGGCGGCAAUAAUUCAACAAUGGACCCCACCAACAACAAUAUCCCUACACCAGAAUCUUCCUCUCUCUCUUAUCAACCUUCACUUAAUAAUAAUUUUGCCCCUAGCAAUAAUUGUCACAUUCUUGAAAUUAGCCUCAUUUCUGCCCAAGAUUUAGCGCCUGUAUCCAAAUCUCUACGUACUUAUGCCCUCACAUGGAUCAAUCCUAAUAGAAAAAGAAGCACAAGAAUUGAUAAUGAAGGUCACAACAACCCGACAUGGAAUGACAAGUUCUCCUUCAAGGUCAAUGAUGAGUUCCUAUAUGCAGAGGAUUCUGCAGUCCAUGUUGAAAUUUACACUGUUUCUUGGUUUAGAGAUGUGCUAGUUGGUACAAUUCAUGUUCUAUUAAACAAUCUCAUCAACCCUUUUGUUAAAUUCCAAAAUGCAAAUGGAAAAAGAUUUGUUGCUUUGCAAAUUAGAAAGCCAUCAGGAAUUCCACAAGGAAUUCUCAACAUGGGAGUGACUAUUCUUGAAAGUUCUAUGAGAAGUAUGCCACUAGUUUGCAAGGACAUUAUGAACCCUUCUUCUUUGGAUUAUAGGGAUAUAUUGGACAAGAAAAUGAAUGAAAAUUAUCAAGAAGUUGAUGAUAACAAACAAAAGGAAAUAAAUGACAAAGUACAUUUAUGGAGAUCUUUUAGUUUAGGGUAUUCGGAGGUUAAUAAUGAAGAUUUCCCUAACAAAGGCGGCUCCAUUUGUAAUGGUUCAAUGGCGAACGGCUCUAUGUUAAAUGGUUCGGAGUUAUGCUCGGAUGUCGGUCCCUCAGCUUCCAUCAUUGCAGCUGAGAUAGCUGCUAAAAGAUACCAACUACCAUCACAACCAGCACGACUACCAGAGCCACCACUACAAGAAGUGCAAAACCAACCAAAGGAAAUAGAGGAUGGAGAAAGCCCAAUAAUAUUAGAGGAUUUGACAGCAGAGGAAGCAUAUGCAAAAGGGUUAACAUCAUCAAGUAGGGAGAAAUGGAGGAAGGAGACGGCGGCGGCGCAAUCACAGGCGGUGAUCAGCGGACAUUCACGGCGAAAUUCCGAGGGAGGAGGGUUGUUUUCUUGCUUUGGAAAUGCAUAUGGUAUUGAAUUCAGAAUUGUUUGUGGAGGGAACAAUAACAACAACAACAAUAAUCCUGGGAGUUAUAGUAGGAUUCCUAACACUAGCAACAAAGGUAGGAAAAAAUGGUCUAGUGAGACAAAUUCAGCAUGAGAAAACAACCUUAUUUUAGUACCUGUAAAAUGUUACAGACUAAAUUUAAUGUUGUUCAACAUCUUAUGAGUUCUUGUCCCAUAGGGGGCUAAUUUUAUUUGUAGUAAUUCUUUUUGCAAUGAAUCUGUUGUUUUUGUCUAAAAUUUGUACAGUUAAUUAAUACUUUAUCUGUUUUAUGCCCAGGAUUAACAUCGGACUUAAAAGAGAUAAAUUG